AUGAAACAUGAGGCAAGGGUACAACUGGAAUCACACGACUUCUUAGAAAUGAGAAAGAUGAGAGAAAUGGAAAACGACAAUGUCAAUCGUUUCCUCGGAUUGUGCCUCGAUGGACCACAACUACUCUCAGUAUGGAAACAUUGCAGUAGAGGAAGUCUGAACGAUGUAAUCACCAAGGGAUCAGCGACAAUGGACAACGUCUUCGUAUUUUCACUAAUUCGAGAUAUUGCAUUCGUACGUGAGCUUUGCUUUCUGAAGUGUGUGCUCGAACAAGGGGGAUUUGAGAGUUCUGUAAAGAAUACUCAGGAUUUAGAUGAAUCGAGUAACAUUCGACUAUUCUCCGAGAUACUCUACUUGGUGAAGAAAGGAGGACAUAUGCAGGAGCGUCCAUCGUUGACGGUCAAAGAUGGUGAAGAAGCAAAUCCUGCUUUACUGCAUCUCAUUCGGGAUUGCUGGACAGAGCGCCCAUCUGAGAGACCGGAUAUAAAUAUGGUCAAAUCGAAUUUGAAAAGCAUGAAUACGAACAGAAAAGGGAAUCUGAUGGACUACGUAUUCACCAUGCUUGAGCAGUAUGCAUCAACGUUGGAGGGAGAAGUCGAAGAUAGAACGAGACAGUUGGCGGAAGAACAAAAGAAGAGCGAUGUUUUGUUAAUAAUACCUCUAUCAAUCAAUUGUAGGCAAGUAGCCGAAAAAUUAAAACUCGGGCAAUCUGUGGAACCGGAAACCUUCGAGAGCGUGACUGUGUUUUUUUCGGAUGUUGUAUCGUUUACUACUCUUGCGGCUAAAUGUAAUCCAAUGCAGGUGGUUAGCCUCUUGAAUGAUCUCUACACAAUCUUUGAUGGUAUAAUCGAUGCCCAUGACGUUUACAAGGUCGAAACGAUUGGUGAUGGCUACCUUUGUGUCAGUGGACUACCUCAUAGGAAUGGGAAGCAACACAUCAAAGAGAUCUGCAGCAUGUCACUCGGAUUCAUAGACAGCCUCAAAAGCUUCAGAAUACCUCAUCUACCUCAACAGGGCGUUAAUCUGAGAAUUGGAAUGCAUACUGGUUCCGUAGUAACGGGAGUCGUAGGACUGACCAUGCCUCGAUACUGCCUUUUCGGAGAUACGGUGAAUACGGCGAGCAGAAUGGAAAGCAACGGAAAACCUGGGAAGAUUCAUAUGUCAGCCGAAGCGGUACGUCUUCUAAUGGAAGUUGGUGGUUUUGAAGUUGAAUCCAGAGGAGAAGUUAUAAUUAAGGUAAUCAACCAAAUAAUAUUUUUGACGAAAAAUUAUGCAUCCGAACUCAAACGAUCCACCGAACACAUUCCAUUUUUUCAGGGAAAAGGAGUGAUGGAGACGUAUUGGCUUCUUGGACGCACAGGUGAAGUACGUCGUCGAUCGAUUUCACCAGUAAAGUCACCAGUCAAGGAACAAGUACAACAGAUUACCAAUGUGGAACCUAUCACUUCGGAAGGAAUAUAUGAAGAAUAUAAGAAGAAUGGUCCGAAGAUCCAAGCCGAAGACGACUAG
Molecule: messenger RNA, 1509 nt
Organism: Haemonchus placei
Lineage: Eukaryota; Metazoa; Nematoda; Chromadorea; Rhabditida; Trichostrongylidae
Source: the annotation of a GenBank genome assembly